This is a messenger RNA of Acanthopagrus latus (yellowfin seabream), 5393 nucleotides long. RefSeq names its product neurocan core protein-like. The coding region runs from base 448 to 4122 and encodes 1224 amino acids. The record is from RefSeq and is a predicted model, not a curated record. Gene Ontology annotation, molecular function: hyaluronic acid binding; calcium ion binding. The transcript is spliced from 20 exons. Gene Ontology annotation, biological process: cell adhesion. NCBI's taxonomy places the organism in Eukaryota, Metazoa, Chordata, Actinopteri, Spariformes, Sparidae.
CACCUCCUCCGAUAUCAGUGUGAGGUGAGGAUGCACGGCGCAUAGAGGCUGCUGCUGCUGCUCAGUGAGGAGAGAGAGGAUACCGCUGAAGAAGAAGCAGAAGCAGAAGCAGAAGAAGAAGGAGGAGGAGGAGGAGGAGGAGGAGAAGGAGCGGAAAAGUCCAAGACGCAGAGCGCUUGUGCACACACACGCACCCCGGGUCUGCCUCUGCAAAGUGCUGUUUCACCCCUGUUUCGUCGUUUCUGCACCCUGUGGGAGCUCCUUCUUCUUCUUCUUCUUCCUUUUUUUUUUUUUUUUUUUUUUGGAGAGCACCUGCACGGAGGCGCUAAGGUUGUUGUUUUUUUGUUGUUUUUUUUUUAAAUUCCCUUCACAUUCCUGAGGAUUGCAGCUUCCCGAGACGCAGCUCGUUUUGUCGAGGGGGAAAAAAAAAACAAAGAAAGGUCCAGGAUGUUGCUCGCUCCGUGUGCAGCUGGGCGACAGGUCCUCUUCGCUCUGAUGCUGCUGCUCUAUUUAGGCUUGGGUGCAGCCUCCUCCAUCGUGAACAUGCGUAGGAUCACCCAUCCUACGGUACAGCAAGCGCUGGCAGGCAAAGCCGUCCUCCCGUGCGUCUUCACCCUCCAGACCAGCUCCUCCGGCGAGCCUCCUCACCUCCUGUGGACUCGUAUCAGGCCCGGUCAGGGCGCUCCUCAGGAGGAGACCGUGCUUUCUGCUAAAGGUGAUGUAAUCAAGGUGAAUAAGGCUUUCAGCGGCCGCGUCAUGCUGCCAGGAUACGCUGCCAACCCUCUGAAUGCUACCAUGGAGAUCUCCAGUCUCCGCACCAACGACUCAGGCUCUUACCACUGUCAGGUUGUCUGGGGUAACGACUAUGAGAGAGACACUGUGCCCCUGGUGGUCUCCGGUGUGGUGUUUCACUAUCAGACUCCCAGCGCCCGCUACGCGCUCUCAUUUACCGACGCCCAGCGGGCCUGCCAGGAAAACUCGGCUCAGAUGGCGACACCGGCCCAGCUGUGGGCUGCGUACUAUGACGGCUUUGCCAGCUGUGCAGCCGGCUGGUUGGAUGAUCAGACUGUCCGCUACUCCGUCCAGUUGCCAGAGCUUGGUUGCUAUGGACACAAGGAGUACUCCGCCGGAGUGAGGAAUUAUGGGAAGAGGGACCCGAAAGAGCUGUUUGAUGUGUACUGUUUUGCAAAAGAGCUGGAUGGUGAGGUGUUUCACUCCUCCGUCCCAGGCAGACUGUCUCUGUCCUCAGCCUCAGACCGCUGCGUGUCCCUCGGGGGGCAGCUGGCCACAGUGGGGCAGAUGUAUCUGGCCUGGAAGGCCGGCCUGGACAGCUGCGCCCCGGGCUGGUUGUCUGAUGGCAGCGUCCGCUACCCGGUGGCGUGGGCUCGCCCUGAAUGCGGAGGGAGCCUGCUGGGCGUCCGCACCGUCGCACCUAACACUACUGCUGACAACGGCACAGCGCUGUACGAUGCUUACUGCUACAGAGGUAAAGUGAAGAGUUCGGGCUCCAUCGCUGAUAUCUACACCUCCCUGUGGAAGCCCUGGAGCUACCUCACAGCCUCAAGUGACGAUGAGUCCGCAGGGACAGACAGUACCGGCGGGACUACACUGCAAACCACCACUGCAAAAGGGUCGUCAGAUGGCAGCGAUCUCUCACCUUCGAACUGGACGGGAUUGGUCGACCUGGAAGAGGAGGUCUCCCUUCACAGCACUGACGCUUCCUCAGACCCCUGGUCCUCAGAGUCCUCAAAGUCAUUCGUGACCCUCCAGAUCAUCCCAGGACAGACCCUCUUAGACUGGGGCGAGCCACUGGAGCACGGACCCGACUCAGAGGAGUUCCUCAGACCGCCAGUCCAACCCACUGCUGCUGAGAAGAAGGUGAUCUCAAAGAUCGUCAAGUCCAUUUGGAAGCCUUGGAACUACCUGGCGGGGAGCGAAGACGAGGAAGGAACCCAGUCGCCAAGUGGACCAGCAGCGGAAGAGGUGACGGCCAUGAAGAAGACAGACGAGGGAGCGAAUUCAUCCCGGACAUCAUCACCACGUUUGUUUUCUUGGGGAAGUUCAUGGUUCAACGGUCCCACGAGGGAAAACUCCGCGCCAGCAAGUGAAGAAUCACCCACUCGUCUGGCAUCCACUCUGGCCGCCUCCAGUAGCUCAAUGACUACAGAGAGCACCAAGAGCUCGGAGAAUUCAGAGGCGCACACGUCCACCGCCUCCAGCCCUGCACCUGAAAUCACCUCAUCCAGCGGGGACGCCUGGGUCCGCGUCGAAUCGGAGACGACAACCCAGUCGGCCGACAAGAGGGAGGAGACGGUGACCUCUAGAGCUGGUAGAGGCAGAGGAAGAGGGAAGAAGAACCGUGGGGAGGACAGGAGCAGGGGGGAGGAGAAGGAUAAAGGGAAAGGAGAAGACGAGGGCAGCGGGGAAAUCACCGGCGCCGAAGCAAAAGGGGAGAUCCAAGUUUCUCGUCGACCAGUCGGAACGAGCAAACCAAGAGAGAGAUCCAGAGAGAGAUCUAGAGAGAGGGGGCACCGGAAGGGACAGACCACCACGACCACAGCCACCACAACUACCGCCACUGCUCUGGAGAUCACGGUGGUGACCACAACUGGUUCAGAAAGCACAGAUUUAUCUACACCCGAGUCCCCGUCGACUUCACCAGCGCAAACCCCAUCAGCAUCAGUUUCACCAGAUCUAUACCAGUCCCCCUCCUCAUCUCCAUCACCAUCGCCAGCUGCCACUGCGUCCCCGUCCCCUUCCCCAUCUCCCUCUCCAUCCCCUUCCCAACCAUCCCCAUCUCAAUCCCUGCUCGAAUCCGAAUCGCCCUCCCCAGCCCCUUCUUCAUCCCCAUCUCCCUCCCCUUCCUCACCUCCAUCCUACUCCCAAACCUCAACCAACUCACCUUCACCAUCGUCAAUCCCUUCCGAUUCCCCAUCUCAAACGGUUGGAUCAGGAGGACCGGCCCCGUCUCCUCGCUCAGACAACUCCUCCAACCCCCCGACAUCACUUAACUGGGUCCCGGUGGAGAAAGCGGUCCUGAACGGCUCUCGGGAUUAUCCUCCAAUACAGAUAGGACCCCCAGAUGAUGAGGAGCCCGCUUGGUCUCACGCCGUGGGCUCGGGGGCCCUGUUACCUGGCAACAUGGAGGAGGAGAGCAAAGGAGGAGGGGUCAACAUCACUACCAUCACUCUCAGCCCAGCAGUGGAGGUGGAGCCCUGCGUGACAAACCCGUGUCUGCACGGAGGAAAGUGCCUUCCUCAGGGAACGGGCUACAGCUGCUACUGCCCACAAGGAUACGCUGGGGAGAACUGUGAGAUUGACGUAGAUGACUGCCAGUCAGAGCCAUGUGAAAAUGGAGGCACUUGCAUCGACAAGAUUGAUUCCUUCCUCUGUCUUUGCCUGCCGAGCUAUGGAGGAGACACAUGCGAGAAAGACAUCGAAGGCUGCGAGCACGGUUGGAGGAAGUUCCACGGCCACUGUUACAGGUACUUCACCCACAGACACACCUGGGAGGAUGCAGAAAAAGACUGCAGAGAGCACAGCGCCCACCUCAGUAGUGUCAUCUCCGUCACAGAGCAGGAGUUUAUCAACGGUCUUGGUCAUGACAACGCCUGGAUCGGACUGAAUGACCGCACCGUGGAGGAGGACUUUCAGUGGACGGACAGCAACGAUCUGGUGUAUGAGAACUGGAGGGAGAGCCAGCCGGACAACUUCUUCGCAGGAGGCGAGGACUGCGUGGUGACCAUUGCCCAUGAGGAUGGCAAGUGGAACGACGUGCCCUGCAACUACAACCUGCCCUACAUCUGCAAGAAAGGCACAGUGUUGUGUGGGACCCCGCCUGCCGUGGAGAACGCCCAUUUGAUAGGUCGUCGGAGGUCGCACUAUGACAUCCACGCAGUCGUACGCUACCAGUGCGCCGAAGGCUUCUUCCAGCGCCACAUCCCCACCGCCCGCUGCCGGGCCGACGGGAGCUGGGAGAGACCGAAGAUCAUCUGCACAAAGUCCCGGAGAUCUCACCGGUACCGACGCCACCACCACAAUCAGCACCACGAGCGCCGCGGCCACAGGAGACACGGAGGCGAGGGACACCAUGCCAGAGAGGACGCACACAGCUUCUACUGAACCAAAUAAUACAAACAUCUGCAACGCCUAGGUGCUAACCAUGGCCCAUAAAGACAGACGGUAGUUCACAUCACCCUCGUCUCCUCCUCCCCUCCCCUCCCUCCCUCCCUCCUCUGCUUCUAGCCAUGCUCCGUUUAGCUUUACUCCUCCUGACAAAUAAAGUUUUCUUACUCCUAACAUAUCUACACAUCUCCCGUCCCCCCCCGAGUGAGUUCGGGUGUUUUUUGACGCUUCUCUUCGUUCUCACCCCGCUUCCUUUAACCGAGGUCCAUGCGAACACUAACUGUAAACACUAACUGUUGUUAACAUCCCGUCCUCCUAACACCUCAGUGCGGUAAAAUCCUCCUCCUCAUCUUCGACGAACUAAAAAAAAAAAACAAAAAGAAAAGAGAAACCCUCUCUCGGCCUGUCAGACUGAUCGCAGUGUGUGAGCGCGUGUGUGUGAGCGUGUGCAUGUCAGAGAGAAAACUUAGAAAAAGUGCUGAGUCACUUCUGUUUUUUGUAAAGGUUUUGCUCAUCCUACAUGGAAAAAUGACUCUCACCCUAGUAUUCUGUUUACAAAGCACAGACGUAAUUGAUGCAAGAUAGCAUUCAGUCCCUGUAACCCCGAAGCUUUUUGUAUGUUGUACUUGUAGUGUUACUUUUUUUUUUGUUCCCUAGAAGCUCCUGAUAGCUGGUCUGUUUUAUUCUACUGACAUGCUUUUUUCUAAUAUUUGCUAUGUUUUGGUGUUACGUUACUAUUUAUUAUGAAUCAUUCGCUAGUGGAUAUGCUUUACUUUUUCUAACUUAUACUUAAGCGAGCCGAUGUAACAUCUUUCUUUUUUUUUUUCUAUAACAGUAUAGAAGUCCAACUCAACAAUGAGACUAAAUUAAUCAUCUGAUUGCCUCUAAUCUCUGUAUUGUAAAUAUCGUUGGUGUUUGUUAUUGGCUGAUCCUCGAUCAAUAGCUGGACCUCGUCCAAUCAAAUAGAUCCCCGCCCCCCUCCGAUCCCCAUAACCACUCUCAGCUAAUGAACAUGUCCUGUUGACAUAGAUAGUGUGGAUGGGAUUAAACAAUACUUUUUUCUCAAGAUAACCACUUUGAUUGUAUCUGGAUUGCUGAAUACUUUGGAUCCUUGCACGGCUUAUAUUUACAUGAUGCUUAGAAUGUCAUGAUUUUUUGUCCUUUGGUCCCUUUGAUAUUUGAUCAGUCAUCCACUUUUUUGGUGUUCUUAUGACUUUUUGUCCUGCUGUUGUAUUCCAUUCUUAAUAAAGUGAGAAAAUCAACAACAA